Molecule: messenger RNA, 1534 nt
Organism: Alternaria alternata
Lineage: Eukaryota; Fungi; Ascomycota; Dothideomycetes; Pleosporales; Pleosporaceae
Product: hydroxymethylglutaryl-CoA lyase
Exons: 2
Coding region: 132-1295 (387 amino acids)
Biological process (GO): L-leucine catabolic process; ketone body biosynthetic process
Molecular function (GO): hydroxymethylglutaryl-CoA lyase activity
Source: RefSeq, a predicted model, not a curated record
GGAUGAGUGGUCCAUGCAUAGCAUGAUCCCCGCAAACAUCAACCCCACAAACCGUCUGACAGCUAUGCACGUCAUGCCAUAGCAUUUUGUCUGACCCUGAGUCGCCUAUUACAUAGAACCAGAUCAUCGCCAUGACCUCGAAAUUCCGCUGUCUCCGUUCGGCGCGUCUCGCAGCGCGUCACCCGUGUCCACGAAGAACAUUUGCUUCAGCCGCCAAUAGCCGCGCAGACCACGUUCGCAUCGUCGAAGUAGGACCACGAGAUGGGCUGCAGAAUGAGAAGCAAACGGUGCCUCUGGCGACCAAGAUCGAGCUGGUCGAGAGGCUGGCAAGGACUGGAUUAACUACCAUUGAGGCAGGCUCCUUCGUCUCGCCCAAAUGGGUGCCACAGAUGGCCAACUCGGCUGACAUCCUCGAGCACGUACUCUCCCGAACACCACAGUCGCCGCAUCCCAUCACCUACCAAUGGCUCCUGCCCAACGCCAAGGGCUUCGACAACUUCCUUUCCAUGUGGCAGUCCAGGUCGACACCACCACCACCAUCUCCAGGCACCGAUAAUGGCCCCGCCCUCAACACGUCCUCCUCGGAUCCCAAUGCCAUGCCCUCAGCAUCCUCCGGCGCCGAAGCCAUGGGCAAAAGCCGCAAUGCAACAACACCUAUACACGAGCUCUCCAUCUUCACAGCGGCGACCGAAUCCUUCACGCAAAAGAACACCAAUUGCUCCAUAGCCGAGUCGCUGAAGCGUUUCGAACCUAUCAUGUCCAAAGCAAAGGAGAUGGACCUCAAGGUCCGGGCAUACAUCUCAGUCGCACUUGGCUGCCCUUACGAGGGGCCAAACGUAGACCCCCACAAGGUGGCGGAGCUGGCAGUCAGCUUGCUCGAAAUGGGCGCCGACGAGAUAUCGGUGGCGGAUACCACAGGCAUGGGCACUGCGCCCAAGACGCUGGAGCUCUUGAAGACUCUGAAUGCUGCUGGUGUGACCAAGGACGACCUGGCGCUGCACUUCCACGAUACCUACGGUCAGGCGCUGGUCAAUUCCGUCGUUGCUCUGGAACACGGCAUUCGCACCUUUGAUGCAGCCGUCGGUGGGCUUGGAGGCUGCCCGUUUAGUCCGGGCGCGACUGGAAAUGUUGCGACCGAGGAUCUGGUACACUGUUUCCAUAGCUUGGGCGCCAAGACUGGUAUCGAUAUGGAGAAGCUUGCUGAGGCAGGUGAGUGGAUCUCGCAAGAGCUGGGCAGGGCGAACGAUAGUAGAGCUGGCAAGGCUGCGUUGGCUCAGCUGAGGAAGUCGGCGUAGGGGGUGGGAAACAAUCAAACUUGUGUAUGCCCUCGAGUAUGAUACAGAUUGGUAUAGAAUAUGAUGCUGGAAGCCUCGGUGUUCUUGGUCGCUUGCCCCAAACUGUCAUGAUUCUUGUUAAGAGACCGAACCUAGACGAGGUAACUGCGCGAACACUUAAUGGCUGCUUCGAUGGCUUAUCAUUCGAGUCUGUCUAUGAGCUUCAUCCCAAGGUCAGGCAAUACGAUGUUCACUCAGAG